CGGGAAGCCAAGGUCCAACUUAAAGAGCAAAAAGGGCCACUGGACUGGGUAAAUGUGACGAACUCUGGCGAAAACUUAUCGGGUGUUCCUUCCGUCCUUCGAGUUACUCCUAAGCAGCUGAAACAUAACAACGGCACUGAAGGAAGACCGGCAUGGUCUUCUUUUCAAGGGAAAGUUUACAACAUCACGCCGUAUUUUCCCUUCCAUCCUGGUGGUGAAUUAGAGCUAGGGAGGGCAGCUGGCAAAGAUUGCGAGAAAUUAUUCAUGGGAAUGCAUCCUUGGGUCAACCUCGAAAAAAUGCUAGGCAAAUGCUUCGUGGGGACAAUG
This is a messenger RNA of Mytilinidion resinicola, 327 nucleotides long. Its product is annotated as cytochrome b5. NCBI's taxonomy places the organism in Eukaryota, Fungi, Ascomycota, Dothideomycetes, Mytilinidiales, Mytilinidiaceae. The annotation marks the transcript as partial. The record is from RefSeq and is a predicted model, not a curated record. The transcript has a single exon.